This is a messenger RNA of Emiliania huxleyi CCMP1516, 2699 nucleotides long. RefSeq lists its product as hypothetical. The transcript has 16 exons. Bases 31 to 2637 code for a protein of 868 amino acids. Gene Ontology annotation, cellular component: membrane. Lineage: Eukaryota; Haptophyta; Isochrysidales; Noelaerhabdaceae. Gene Ontology annotation, molecular function: ABC-type transporter activity; ATP binding; ATP hydrolysis activity. The record is from RefSeq and is a predicted model, not a curated record.
CGACUAUAGAGGCAAGCAUCAUACGCGCCCAUGCCAGCUGAAACCGUCAACAACGAGUACGUGUACGUCUACACUCUCGACUCCACCGCCGCCAGCCUCAUCGCCAUCAGCUUUGCGCUCUUCAUCGUUCUGCCCAUCGCUACGUGGGCCUGGUUCGUGAGCCCGCUCUGGCGGAGCGGCGGCACGAGCGGCUGGAUCGCGCGCGGCGGCGGCGGGCGGAUGCACAGCACGGCGAGGGGCGCGAAGCGCCGCACCCCGCCGCCCGCCCUCGUCUCCUUCCGCGACGUGCACUACUCGGUGACGCUGCCGGGCCGCGAGAGGCAGGAGCUGCACGUGCUCAAGGGCGUGAGCGGGGUGCUGCGGCCGGGGACGCUGACCGCCAUCAUGGGGCCGUCGGGCUGCGGCAAGUCGACCCUCCUCGACGUCCUCGCCGACACCAAGCGCGUCGGCGUCGUCGAGGGGGACGUGCGGCUGAACGGCGCAGAGCGCGGGCCGGACUUUCGGUCGACGUGCGCGUACGUGAUGCAGGAGGACUGCUGCCACUCGACGCUCACCGUCCGGGAGACGCUCUGGUUUGUCUGCGCGCUGCGGCUCGGUCCCGACAUUGGCCGGCACGAGCGGCUCGAGCUGAUUGACGCGACGAUGGAGGACGUUGACCUCGCUCACGUCGCCGACACGCGGAUCGGCGACGACGUGUCUGGAGGCUUGUCGGGCGGACAGCGCCGCCGCGUCACGAUCGCGAUCGAGCUCCUCUCUGGCCCCGCGCUGGUACUGCUCGACGAGCCAACCUCUGGGCUGGACGCGUACGGCGCGCAGCAGGUGGUCGCGGCGCUCCGCCGCUUCGCGGACCGCGGCCGCACCCUCGCCUGCACCAUCCACCAGCCGCGCGCCGAGACGUUCCGGCUCUUCCACCAGCUGCUGCUGGUCAAGGCGGGCGAGACAAUGUACUGCGGGCCGGUGGCGCAGGUGCCCGACUUUCUUCGCGGCUGCGGCGUGCCGUGCCCGCCGUCGGUGAACCCCGCCGACGUGGUGGUCGACCUCACGCACACCAAGGAGGCGGACGCGGACGAGGACGGCGGCGAGGCGGUCGACUUGGUGGCGCGCUUCGCAGAGUCGGACCUCCGGCGCGAGAUCGAGGCGGAGAUCGACUCGGUCGAGAUCGGCCGCCAUCCCGCGCUGGCGGACCUGGCGGCCCAGUCGCUCAAGGCGCCGCAGGAGGAGGAGGGGCGCGGCGGCUGCUGCGGCGGCGGCGGCGGCGGCGGCUACCCAAACCCGCUGCUGCACCAGGUCGGUGUGCUCGUGCGGAGGCAGUGGACGCUGGACCUGCGCGACUUUGGGUACAAGUUCACUUGGGUCCUCAACGGCUUCGUGCUCGCCCUCAACGCCUCCACGUACCUCCUCGUCGCGCAGCCGCCGCUCGACGCGCAGCCCGCCUCCGUCUACCGCGACGACAUGGGCUGCUCGGCGAACCUCGGUAGCGGCGACGGGGUGCAGGGGUGCGUCUGCCACUUGGACAUGGCAGACAGCGCCGACGGCGGAUACACCGUGGCCGACGACGUGGCGGAGUGCGGCCAGGCGCUGGUGGCGCGCACCAACGUUGACUUUGCGCACCGCGGCUUCCUCUUCCUCGUCGUCAACGCGCUCUUCAUCAACGAGGCGGUCUUCGUCCCGACCAUCAUCGCGGACAAGCGCUUCUUCGCGCGCGAGCACGGAGCGCGCGCCUACUCUGUCCUCGCCUGGCACCUCGCCUGGCUGGUCAAGCUCGGGCUCACCGCGGCGCUCAAGGCGCUCUUCUACACGCCCUGCUUCUACUUCCUCGGCCAGCUCCGCCUCGACGCCACGGCCUACCUCGCCGCCGCCUUCGCCACCGGCGGGAUGGGCUUCGCCGGCUCCGCGGUCGCCAUGCUCAUCACCACGCUCAUGCCCGGGCUCGGCGCCGCCACCACCGCCUUCGGCUGCGCGGUGCUCCUCUACCAGAACGUGUGCGGCUUCUUCCUCCCGAUCGCCGCCAUCCCGCCCUACCUGCUGUGGCUCGCCUGGUCGUCCGUCUUCACGUACGGCUACUACGCAAUCAUCAACUCGCAGCAGCUCGGCACCGUCAUGACGGGCGCCGGCGAGAACGUCGAGGACCGGCUCGUCUUCGCCUUCUGCUUCGUCCUCUACGCGUGGUGCUUCCUCUUCCACGGCGUCGCCUACGCCAUCACUCGCGCCUACUCCUCCCACCACGCAACAUACCUGGGCCCCGACGGGCCGCGCAGCGCGCAGACCCGACGCGCGGCCGCCGCCGCCGCCGCGGCGGGUGGCGGCGCCGCCGCCGCCCCGUCGCCGUCGCCCCCGCUCGGCGCGACGGCCGCGAUCGCGGACUUGCGCCCCCCUCCGGUGACGCCGCCCGACGAGCUGCCCUCCGCUCCACCGACGCCAAAGUCAAGCAGCAAGCGGCGGGGCGGGCUCGCCACGCCGGCGUCGGCCACGUCGACGCCGUCGCGCUGGAGCAAGGUGCGCGACGUCGUCGCCGGCGCCGACACGUCACGCGGCGACGGCGCCGCGGCGCUGCGCGGGCAGUACCCUCUCUCGCCGCUGCGGAGGACGCUGGACCAGGCGCGCGCGCGGCUGGUGUUCGUGCAACGGCGGCGCUGAACUGCCUCCUCACUCCAUUCCUCACUGAGCCAAGGUGCGCGCGCAGCUGGUCAUGAUGCACG